UGUAUGUUUAAACCCAAUCAGUUACUAUCUAAUCUUUACUGUUUUGAUCUAGAAUAAUUAUACUAACUGAAUUACUGACAAUUAUUUUAAAAGAAUGUGGUUCCUCUGCUUCCUUCUGUUCUAUUUUCACUUAUAUCUCUUGUAGCAGAAAGUAUUGUCAAAGCUUUUUAGUAUGUAAACAGUCCCUUCCCCACAGCCAGACUGGUAGAAGGUAUGACUUGAACACUGCAGCUUAAUGAAGUCCUUGGAAAACAUGUUCUGUCAUUGUGAGGGACAAUUUGGUUAGCCAUUUUAUGCUUAAAUUUCAUUUCCAGGCAACUGACUGGGUAGUACAAGACAAUUAAUUCUAGAUUAAUGGAUUUAAGGUCAUAGAUUCUUACGAUUGGAUUAUUAUGAGUAAUAGUAGUCACUUUAGUAGUGAUAUGACUAGAGGAAAGUAUUUCUAACAAUUGAUUUAGGAUGCUUCAAUUUAAAAUAAUUUGAAGGAUUAUGAAUUUGCACAACAUGCUGGAUCUUGAAAUGACCCAGUUAUGUAUGGAGGCAGGAAUGCAGCAUGGUGAUUGAUGAGCAAGCAAUUGAUAACUUGGCAGGAGAGAAGCAUGUGAAUCUUCAAAAUUAGCUGAGUAUUGACUAAGGCUAAGUUACUUUUGGGAUCUGAGAAAGUUUUACCGCUGAGCAUCAGGAAACAAUAUAUCUACCGGUAAUUGUAGAUAUUAUAAUAUUUGCUGCUUGCUUUUUCGUCUUGAUGUGUCUCUCUGGGACAAUACAAGUACUUUAUGAUUCAUGUGAAUUUGAAUUAUGCAUUUUUGGAUUUAGUAUGAAUUGUAAACUAAUGCCUGGUUGCAUUUAAUGCAACCCACAAUUAAGUUAAUUCAAGGCUAGUGUGAAUGCAGUUAAGGCAAAUGCCUGCACAAUUGCAUUUGAUGUUUCAGACACUGCUCAUCUUUAUGUGCAAAAUGGAGAAAAAGAUUUCAUAAGAGGAAACAAGUACGAUUUAAAAAAAAUAGGCUAAUUAUUAUAGUAGAACAAAAAUCUGAUGCAAUUCAAUGACAUAAACAUGAUCACAGCAUAAAAGAAUAGCUGUUAAACUGUAAGAAUCUAUAGUACACUGCUAAAUUUAAAUUAUCAGUAUAGUCUUUUACUAUUUACUGUAAUAUUUCGGUAUAUACAAGAAAUUACAUUGAAAAAUUGUCAUUGCCUAGCAUCAAGCUGGAACCAAUUGCAGUAUUUCUCAUAGAAAAUAUUCCAAUUUUCCACUUUAAAUAGGGCAAACUCAAAUAAUAUGACCACUUUAUGGAAUUCAUUAACUGAAUUAAUUGAGGCCUGCCUGUCUUUUCCAACUGUCUUUAUGUAACAUACUAGAUAAAAAAUAGCCAAGCACAUUAUUGCGUAUGUGUUAUGUGAACCACAUAAUCUGAUUGAUUUCUGGUUAGAGUCGCAUGCAAAUUCAGAUAAUUGGGUUCAGUUAACUCUCAGAUGAGUUAACCUAGCAAGGGUUUAUAUAGAGAUCAGAUACGAAGAAAUAGCAGUUAUCUUCACGGAAAUUCUGCAAAAACAAAUUGGUAUGAUCUCGGGUAGCUUCAUGAAUGGAUCCAAUCUUGCUAUAGAUGAAUGAAAUCAUUUUAAAUUUGCUACCCAUAUAAGUAGUUUGCCUUCCCCCCCCCCGCUACUUUUUCCAUUUUCCCAGGAUGGAAAAUACCUAGGAUUUCCUGGGUCCCCAUCCUAACCGAAGAUUAAUCAAUUCUGACCCCACUUAGCUUUCUUGGAAUCAGCCAUGGCCUUCUAAACGCUAAGUUCAAUACUGUAGCACAAAAUAAUAAUAAUAAAAAUACAUCUGCUGUCUUGCUUUCUCUCUAUCACCAGCGCGAUACUUCGCAAGGCGCCGGCCCAUCCUAAGACUUGUCGCCACGACUCGGUUUCCAAGGUCCUUUCGCGAGCGAGCUGGCAGGAAAGAGGCAGCCGCCGGUCCGAAAAGGCCGCCGCUCUUUCCGCUUUCGCGUGCAACUUCCCGUAAACCCGCCGUUUGGCUCAGUGCAAGGAAGGGAGCGCACGCGCACUCGCCCUGGAACCAAUGAGCUCAGGCAUCAGAACCCGACGGGAUUGCUUUGCUGCCGCACCUCAACGACUGGUCCGGUAGUUGGUCCGGUCCCUUUCUUGGAAGCUGCCGCCCGGAGAAGAUGAACGUAGCCAACGAUGGGGUUGUAAGAAAACCGGCCUUCGGCGGGCACGGGGGGGUGGGGGGAUAAGUAAUUGCCGUUCAUCCUUUUCCUGGCGAAGCUGUGAUCUCCGGGCUAUUGGCUUCUAUAGGAACUUACCUUUAGACUGCCGGCCUAAAGGGGCCAAUUGGAUGCUGCUUAGCCCUGUUCCUUUCUUCAGUGGAUGGCCGGUUGGCCGUGGUGUUAAUCGCUCUUCCCCCCCGCCCCUCCUCUACGUCCCCAGGCGAGGAGGGAAGAGAUCAGCGCCACCAAUCAAGACGGACAGAAAUUCAGACAGAAUGGCUUGUUCCAGAACUUGCUCAGGAGAAAAUGGAGAACAGGCCACUUCGCAGAAUAACAGCGGUGAUAAUGAGAGGCAAUGGCAGCAGGAACGCCUCAACAGAGAGGAAGCUUAUUAUCAAUUCAUUAAUGCGCUUAGUGAUGAAGACUACAGAUUAAUGAGGGAUCGCAACCUUCUUGGGACUCCAGGGGAAAUAACAGCAGAUGAGCUGCAGCAACGUUUGCAAAGCGCAAAGGAAAAUCAGUCAUCCCAGUCUGAGCCAGAAAAUAGAGAAUGGGAAGAUUCAGAGACGCUUGGGGAAAACAUAACCAGUAACUCCUUGCUUGAGUGGCUGAACACAUUUCAUCAUACAGGAAAUUCCACACAUAGUGGCCAGAGUGGAAACCAGAGUUGGAGAGCUGUAAGCCAGGCAAACCCAAGUAGUGGAGAAUUCCGAUUUAGUCUUGAAAUAAAUAUAAACCACGAACAGAACAAUGAUAUUACUCCUGGGGAACAACUGAAUGAGUUCUUACAUGGCCAUUCCAGUAGAAUGCAUAUGGAAAAUAGACCUGUAAUUGCAAAUAGCCCAGUAGCCAGCCGAACUAGGAGCAGGACAUUAGCUAAUUCGGUUGGCCAUGGAUUUGUCUCAUCAGGAAUUGGAAAUGCUAGUGGUUUGCUGACUCAGAAUGCUGAAGAAAAUUCUCGAUUCUUCUCUGGUAGACUUGGAGCUAGAAGUUCAGCAAGUUCAACACCCAACAGCCUUUUAGAUGACAAUGAACACAACAUCAUUAGGCAAAGGAGAACACAGAGGGUGACUCCAGUAAGAUAUCACAGAGGGAGAGCUAGAACUCGAAGAAAUUCAAGGCAAAGGACGGAGGUUUUAAGAUUAAGAUCAACUUUUAGAGGCCAAUUCCAAUCUCUUCUGGAAAAUGGGCAACCAGUCAAUAUACAACAAAUGCAUGCAGGAGCCAAUAGGGCGCACACAACCCAGCCUUCUACAGAACAACCUGAGGAACAAGCAUCAUCACUGGGUGUAACUUUGGAAGAGGAAGAAUCUGUAAGAGCCGCAGCAGCUGCAUCUAGAAGGCAUCCUAGUAUUACAUUAGAUCUUCAGGUGAGGAGAAUUCGUCCCAGAGAAAAUAGAGACCGUGACAGUAUUGCUUCUAGAACUCGUUCAAGAGCAGGCAUGGCAGACAACUUGGUGACUCUCGAAAGUGAUAAUGAAGGAUUUAUUCAGAACGUUUCACGGUCUGAAUAUGCAGGAAUACGGACAUACGUUAACACUAUACGGAUACCUCUUCAUAGGGCAUCAGAUACUGGACUUGGUGAGUCUUCAUCAGUGGCUGUCAGAUCAAUUUUAAGGCAAAUUAUGACUGGAUUUGGAGAGCUAAGCUCCUUAAUGGAUACAGAAACAGGUUCUGAAACUGAGAGGAAUAGUCAGCCCUUGUCGGAAGUUCAGCCCCCAGUGCCUAACAUGGACACUUUAAAUAAUAUUGAUGUAUUCGAUGCAACUUCGUCUGAGGAUAGGUUAACUGAACAAGGUAGCGGGGAAAGGCAAGGAGAAACAAAUUCUAUCCAACACCAUCAAAAUAAUAAUGCCCCAAAUAGCAGAGCUUCAUUUGUUGAAAAUGGAACACUUCCCAUCCUUCGCCUUGUACCUUACCUUUUAUUAGAAGAAGAUUCCAGUGACAACUUGAGAGGGUUGACCAAAGACCAGAUUGAUAAUCUUUCUACCCGAAAUUAUGAAAAUCCCCAUUCAGAAGAUGAUGAAAUAAGUAAGACAUGUAGUGUGUGCAUUAAUGAAUAUGUUGUAGGAAACAAGCUAAGGCAAUUACCAUGCAUGCAUGAAUUCCAUUUUCAUUGUAUUGAUCGGUGGCUUUCUGAAAAUUCCACUUGCCCAAUUUGUCGGCAACCUGUAGUAACUUAAUAUUGCAGGCAGUAGAUGAAUCAUCAAAUCCAGAGGCCUCUUUUUUUUUUUUUACUGACUUUGAAUAAUAAGAGAGGGUGUUUUAGAUAUGUUUAAAGCCGAAGAAAAUCUGAUGAUUUGUUAGGAUCGACCUAACUUUCCAAGUACAGAUAUAAGAGGUAUAAGAGUAAAUAUUCAAAUUACCUUAAUGAAAUUAUAUUUUUCUAUAUAAUUUUGUUAUGCAUAGCACUUGUGUAAUUCAGGAGCUUAUGUUAUUAAUAACAUGCUUUUUAUUGAGAUUUCCAUUUGUUUUCAGCAGUUAUAAAGUAAUGUUAUUAUUCUAUAAACAAUCCCCCUUUUAAGUUGCCAAAGAACGAACAUUGGGACACCUGGCAAAAAGGUACUUGCUAUUUGAAGUGCUUUUCAUAUACAGUGUAUAUUUUUAUGGACCAACACACGGCACAUUUGGCUUUAUUUAAAUGUUUUAUAGAAGUUUUGCAUGCUUUUUAUACAGUUUCUCAUUGACCCAUUAAGGUUUAAAUCUUAAGAUCAACUGAAUUUUAAUUCACUCGACUGAUUUGGACAGUCCAUAUUUUAGCAUAUACAGCCAUGAUUGCCAAUCCAUAUUUGCCACUUCUCUGGUCAUUUCAGAACAUUCAGAAAGGAAAGCAUAUAUUUAAUAUGGCUGUGCAGCACUUUGGAUACAAAAAGGAAAAAGAUGCUUUGGAAUGUUGCAGGAAUGCUCGUGUUGGCCCUUGGCAACUUCUUGAAAGCAUAGUGUCUUUUCUUUGGUCAUACACCCAUCUUCUUUCCAGAUUAGCAUAAUCCCAGUUUAGCCUUGGGAAAGAGGCUUUAGUUAAAUGAGUUGUCAAAAGAUUAUUGAUACCCAAGCGCAGCACUGUGUUCCUUUCAAAUCCAAAGCACUGCACACCCAACAUACUUAAUGCAUUUGACACACAUGAAGACAGACUAAUUUUAAAAGAAUUUUAAUUUGUACAUGUACAAGGGCAAUGAUCAUAUUUCCUUAACACCAUGCAUGGUUCCUUUUUUUUAAAUAAGCAAUACUAUCAGUUUGCUGUGAACAGAAAGCAUGUAAUUAUUGUUAUCUUAAAAUGGAGAACUUCCAGAGGAUUUUGUUGUUAAGAGAAAAUGUAUGUUUACUGUAAGAUACCAGAAACAUCUGUAUGCUUGGGUUGAAGGCAUAUUAUACCAAUCUCUGAUAAAGAAAUAAAACA
This is a messenger RNA of Ahaetulla prasina, 5616 nucleotides long. RefSeq names its product ring finger protein 6 (gene RNF6). Gene Ontology annotation, cellular component: nucleoplasm; cytoplasm. Gene Ontology annotation, molecular function: ubiquitin protein ligase activity. The record is from RefSeq and is a predicted model, not a curated record. Gene Ontology annotation, biological process: positive regulation of DNA-templated transcription; ubiquitin-dependent protein catabolic process; protein ubiquitination. Bases 2348 to 4402 code for a protein of 684 amino acids. Lineage: Eukaryota; Metazoa; Chordata; Lepidosauria; Squamata; Colubridae. The transcript is spliced from 4 exons.